AAAACUGUGGAGAUGGUAGUCGUUAGUUAGCCUGCUAGCCAUUUUAGGCUGUUUAUUAUCAUGGCAAAAUGUUCAGGAAAGAGUGAUAUUUCUUAAGCUGAUGACGGAGGGUGUGGCGGGGAUGUGGGUAAAUAAUGGGAAACGUUUUUGGGAGAAAGAGUCGACCCUCUCGUGUAACGGAACAAGACAAAGCCAUUUUGCAAUUGAAGCAGCAGAGAGAUAAACUGAAGCAGUACCAAAAGAGAAUCACCUUACAACUGGAGAAAGAGCGACUUCUUGCAAAGCAGUUGCUAAAAGAUGGCAGGAAAGAAAAAGCACUGCUACUUCUAAAGAAAAAACGAUAUCAGGAUCAGCUGCUAGACAAGACUGAGAAUCAGAUUUCAAACCUAGAGCACAUGGUUCAGGAUAUUGAGUUCAUGCAAAUUGAGAUCAAAGUCAUCGAAGGGCUUAAGGUCGGGAAUGAUUGUCUGAAGAGUAUGCACGAGAUCAUGUCAAUAGAAGAUGUGGAGAGAAUCCUGGAUGAGACCCAGGAAUCAAUUGAAUAUCAAAGGCAAAUAGAUGAAAUGCUGGCUGGCGCCCUGACGCAGGAGGACGAGGAUGCUGUUUUAGCAGAGCUGGAAGCUAUCACUCAGGGAGAAGAUGUAACACUUCCAGAAGUCCCCACUGAGCCAAUACCAGAAGUCCCAGAGGCAGCUAAAGCCGAACCAGAGAAGAGAGAAGCAAAGAACAAGCCAGAAAGAGAGAUGCUGGCAGCCUAACAGACUCAAUUAGUGGUUGAUAUCCAGUGUUGAACACCAAGCUGUCCAGACUGUCUUUGUUCUGAUGGGCAUUCUGUUAAUUUCAGUAUUUUAUCUUAAACUCGUAGUAGCUGAGGGUGGGACCUGCAGACAUCCGUGCACCUUUACACGUUUGACAGAAGCAGCACUCUGUCUGUACUUCACUGGUUCACUGCUCCCCUGAAGUACUUGCAUAAAGGAAGUGUAAUGCUUUGUUCCUCCGUGUCUGACUUAGCAAAGCAAUGUCACAUUGUAACUGUGCUGGUUAGGACAUAACUGAAUGAUAGGACUAAUUUUUAGAUGUUUUACACAUUAAAUUCACUUGUUUUACAUAUUAAAUUGAGCUGUGACA
Molecule: messenger RNA, 1128 nt
Organism: Seriola dumerili (greater amberjack)
Lineage: Eukaryota; Metazoa; Chordata; Actinopteri; Carangiformes; Carangidae
Product: charged multivesicular body protein 6-like
Exons: 8
Coding region: 135-758 (207 amino acids)
Biological process (GO): late endosome to vacuole transport via multivesicular body sorting pathway; vesicle budding from membrane
Cellular component (GO): multivesicular body; ESCRT III complex
Source: RefSeq, a predicted model, not a curated record